Corticium candelabrum is the source of this 1739-nucleotide messenger RNA. RefSeq names its product DDB1- and CUL4-associated factor 7-like. The annotation marks the transcript as partial. The record is from RefSeq and is a predicted model, not a curated record. Gene Ontology annotation, molecular function: protein binding. Gene Ontology annotation, cellular component: nucleus. The transcript has 9 exons. NCBI's taxonomy places the organism in Eukaryota, Metazoa, Porifera, Homoscleromorpha, Homosclerophorida, Plakinidae.
AUAUCAACUAGCGAAGGAAAAUCAGCAUCGAUGGCGUCCAAGCGCAAGGAGAUUUACAAGUACACAGCUCCUUGGACGGUCUACAGCAUGAAUUGGAGCAUCCGACCGGACAAACGCUUUCGUCUCGCGCUCGGCAGCUUCGUCGAAGACUACAACAACAAGGUUCAGAUUGUUUCUCUCGACGAAGAGAAGGCGGAUUUCACGACUUGCGCGACGUUUGAGCAUCCGUAUCCGACCACCAAGUUGAUAUGGAUUCCGGACAGUAAGGGUGUGUUGCCCGAUUUGUUGGCAUCGGCGGGCGAUUAUCUUCGCAUCUGGAGGAUCGGAGAGUCGGAAACGAAACUAGAGACUCUUCUUAACAAUAACAAAAGUUCAGACUACUGUGCACCGUUGACGUCAUUUGAUUGGAAUGAAGUUGAUCCAAAUCUUUUGGGAACAUCCAGCAUUGACACAACAUGCACAAUAUGGGGACUGGAAACUGGGCAGGUUGUAGGUCGUACGAAUGUUAUUUCUGGUCAUGUAAAGUCUCAAUUAAUUGCUCAUGACAAGGAGGUCUAUGACAUCGCUUUCAGUAGAGCUGGUGGCGGCCGUGACUUAUUCGCAUCCGUCGGUGCCGACGGAUCAGUUAGAAUGUUUGACUUAAGACAUUUGGAGCACUCGACAAUCAUUUACGAAGAUCCACAUCAUCGCGCUUUGCUGAGGUUGGCAUGGAACAAACAGGAUCCAAAUUAUUUGUCCACGUUUGCGAUGGAUGCGUGUGAUGUAAUUAUUCUAGAUGUUCGUGUUCCCUGUAUGCCCGUCGCUCAACUCAACAACCAUCGAGCUCCGGUCAACAGCAUUGCAUGGGCACCACACUCUUCAUGUCACGUCUGCACAGCAGCCGAUGAUCAUCAAGCGUUGAUUUGGGACAUUCAGCAGAUGCCUCGUCCCAUCGAAGAUCCAAUACUGGCCUACACAGCGGAGAGCGAAAUCAAUCAGAUUCAGUGGGCAUCCACGCAGCCAGACUGGAUUGCAAUCUGUUACCAUAAGAACCUAGAGAUCUUACGCGUGUAGCAAUCGUUCCUAUUCUCAUUUGUAUUCUCCAUGUUUUUAAUUGUAUGUGAAUCACACUUGCAGAUAACGAGGAGGUAUAGGGUCGUAGCUUGUUGUAGAACAUUGCAUUCACCACCACAACACACAUAAGUGUGUGUACAUUCGUAGAGUGUGUAGAAACAGCUCAGAAUGCGUGCAUACUUUGUAUUGUGUGUACGUUGAUAAGUAAGUCAAAUAAAUCAAUGAAAUGAUGUAGUUGAUCUGUUGGUCGUCGGGUGUUCCUGUAUAAACCCCAACAACAGUUGCUAAUGAGAGACAAUGAUAAAAAUAUGUGGGCCUCCUGAAGUCGAAUGUAGAGAGUUACUCUUAGAGUUUACUCAGCGUAGGCAUGCAAACCAUGUGGGUCAAGGUGGUCAUGGUCUUCGUAGUAUGUUCACUGCAUUACUUCCGAUUGUUAUAUAAUAGUGUUUGCAUGGCUCCUAACCUCUCUACAUCUAUGUCAGGGGUUGCAUAUUAGGUCUGCGACUCUUGCAGCCUUUUUAUUUUUGAAUUUCUGGAUUUUUUAUUUUUUGUUAGCGAUCCUUAUUUUGCAAGCAAAAUUUGAAUUUGCAAGCCAAUUUUUAUUAUUUAUUUGUAAUGUCGACAGAGCUGGAGGGAUGAGGGGCAGCAUGCAUGCUUUCCAACUCUGAGCACAACCUUUAAUUUUG